Trichoplusia ni (cabbage looper) is the source of this 608-nucleotide messenger RNA. RefSeq lists its product as uncharacterized. The transcript is spliced from 3 exons. The record is from RefSeq and is a predicted model, not a curated record. The coding region runs from base 76 to 582 and encodes 168 amino acids. Lineage: Eukaryota; Metazoa; Arthropoda; Insecta; Lepidoptera; Noctuidae.
CUAUCAUUAUUACAAAAUAUAAUUCAUAAUGUUAUUUAUUCAAAUCAAUCCAAUGCUAGAUUAUAGAUUUCAAAGAUGAAAUUGCCAUUUAACAUGGUGCUAGCUCCUUUACUAAAGCCCUACCUUGGUCGCACACGAAUGUUUUGCCAUCAUUCAACAUUUUCUAUGAGUAUUUACUACACGUAUAUGUAUGGAAUACUUGGUUUCUGCAUAAGCGCGAACCACUUGAGGAAACAUUUAGGGGAAAACUAUCCACAGAUGCAACGUACAGAAUUACGAGAAAUGAACUUUAUGCUCCUCCAUGACCUGAAGAUCAUUGCGACGUCCAUGGGAUUAGUUCAAUAUGCUUGUUUAAUUGUCGGAUGCUUAACUGAAAAUCCAUCUUUAUUUCUGCCACAUCUAUCAGGGCAGUUAGUAAUUGUUACCGUGAAAAUUCUGAACGCUCUUCUGUUGUUGGCUCCUGUAAACCUGAAGGCAGCUAGGAAGCUUACGCACAAGGUACCCGCCAUUAUGCUGAUGACGUUCAACUGGCUCCAAGAAUUCUGUGUGUUCCGUCAGUAUCUUUGUAUUUGUGAUUUAUGACUGUAACUUGUAUUUUAUUAAAUUUA